GGGUCUGAGCAUGCACAGGACCCCUUUGUUGCAUAUUAACUCCGGACAAUGCAUGCUGAGGAGGAAAGCUGCCUGCUGAGCACAUUGGGGUCUGUCUGCUAAAACCCGGGUAACGUUCUCAGGGAUUGCGAGGACCCCCCCCUCAGCGAGGGAUCAGCAGAGGACCCCCCCCCUCAGCGAGAGAUCAGCAGAGGACCCCCCCCUCAGCGAGAGAUCGGCAGAGGAUCCCCCAGGGAGACCCUGUAAAGAGGGUAGAUCCACACGUUUGCUUGCUCUGCACAGACACCCCGCAGGAGUGGGAGAUCCAUCCACAUUGUCCACAGGAAGGGAAAAAAACACUCGUGGAGGGAAGUGAGAUGGACUAUCCUACAGAAUAAAUGGAAACAAAACAGCUGCUUCUGCUCUGAUUCCAUGCCUGGAGUGUGAUCUGACUCCCAGCAGAGGUGGUCCUGCGUAUUUCUCUUUUCUCUCUUCUUCUAGCUCCUUGCUCUUGGACUGCCAGGCAUGGAGGAGUGGAGGCAGUGCGGAAGGUGGCUGAUUGACUGCAGAGUUCUGCCACCAGACCACAGGGUGGUGUGGCCCUCAGCGGUGGUUUUUGACCUGGCGCAGGCUCUGAGAGAUGGGGUGUUACUGUGCCAGCUCCUGCAUAACCUGUCCCCUGGAUCUAUCGACCUCAAGGACAUCAAUUUCAGGCCACAGAUGUCACAGUUUUUAUGCCUGAAGAACAUCAGAACGUUCUUAAAGGUUUGCCACGAUAAGUUCGCGCUGAGGAACUGUGACCUCUUCGACCCCUUCGACCUGUUCGAUGUCCGAGAUUUUGGGAAGGUGAUAUCGGCACUUUCCAAGGUUUCCUACCACGUCAUAGCACAAGCCAAAGGAAUAAGACCCUUCCCAUCGGAGGACACCGGGGAAAAUGACGACGACAUAUACCGCAGCCUGGAAGAGCUCGCAGACGAGCAUGACUUGGGAGAGAACGAUACCUACGACGUCCCUUGUGAAGAAGAUGACAUUUACGAAGACAUCAUCAAAGUGGAAAAUCAACAGCCGAUGAUAAGGUACAUGCAGAAAAUGGGCAUGACUGAACACGACAAAAGGAAUUGCUGCCUGCUGGAAAUCUACGAGACGGAGGAACGUUACUACAGGACUCUAGAAGACAUCAAGACGAACUACGUGAUCCCUUUAAAGCCUUUGCUGAGUCCUCAGGAAAUGGCCGUCGUCUUCAUUAAUUUGGAGGAACUCAUUAAAGUCCAUUUCAAUUUCUUGAGGACCAUUGAGCUCUCAAUCAAGACUGGUGGCAGCACCAUCGGGCAGGUCUUCCUGGAUUACAAGGAAAGGCUGCUUAUUUACGGCGAGUAUUGCAGUCAUAUUGAAUAUUCGCAGAAGACGCUGGAUCACCUCAUGGCCACCCGCGAGGACUUGAGGCUGAAGGUGGAGGAAUGCUCGUUGAAGGUUCAAGAUGGAAAAUUCAAAUUGCAGGAUUUGAUGGUGAUUCCGAUGCAGAGGGUCCUGAAGUAUCACCUGCUCCUUAAAGAACUCCUGAGCCAUUCGGCGGACUGCCCCGAGAGACACACGCUGAAGGAAGCCCUGGAAGCCAUGCAGGACUUGGCUCUCUACAUAAAUGAAGUCAAAAGGGACAAGGAAACGUUGAAGAAAAUCAGCGAGUUCCAGAACUCUAUAGACAAUUUGCAAGUAAAACUGGAAGAAUUCGGACGGCCGAAGAUAGACGGGGAACUGAAGGUCCGUUCUGCGGUUAAUCAGGCCAAGCAGGACAGGUAUCUGUUUCUUUUCGACAAAGUCGUGAUUGUCUGUAAAAGAAAGGGCUACAGUUAUGAGCUGAAGGAAAUUAUCGAGCUGCUUUACCAUAAAGUGAGCAACGACCCCAUGAACAACAAAGAUAUCAAGAAGUGGUCGUACGGAUUCUUUUUGGUUCAUUUACAAGGGAAGCAGGGGUUCCAGUUCUUCUGCAAGACGGACGACAUGAAGCGGAAGUGGAUGGAGCAGUUUGAAAUGGCAAUGUCAAACAUUAAACCCGACAAAGCCAACGCAAAUCACCACACCUUCCAGAUGUACACGUUUGACAAAGCCACGAGCUGCAGAGCAUGCAAGAUGUUCCUCAGGGGGACAUUUUAUCAGGGAUACUGCUGUACAAAGUGCGGAGUCGGCGUUCACAAGGAGUGCCUUGAGACCAUUCAUCCAUGCAAAAUCGGGGCAGCAGAAGAUCCGGAUCCACUCAUCACAAUAUCAGGGCCCAAAAUGGUGGCAGUACAGAAUUACCUCGGAAACCCAGCCCCUCCGGGGAAACCCGUAUUGACUUUCCAAACCGGAGAAGAGAUCGAGCUACUCCGAGGCGACCCCGAUUCUCAGUGGUGGGAGGGGCGGCUGCUGCUCACUAAGAAGUCUGGCUAUUUCCUCAGCUCGUCGGUGAAGCCGUCUCCGGUGGAGAGCAGGCCUGUGAACCGGUCGAUGGAUUACAGUAAAUGCCCGUGGUUCGCUGGGAAUGUGGAACGGCCCCAAGCCGACAACCUCCUCAAAGCCCACGUCAGCGGCACGUACCUGAUCCGUGAGAGGCCGGCUGAGGCCGAACGCUUCGCCAUCAGCAUCAAAUUCAAUGACGAAGUCAAACAUAUAAAGGUCGUGGAGAAAGAUAACUGGAUACACAUCACAGAAGCCAAGAAGUUUGAAAGCCUCUUGGAGCUGGUGGAGUAUUACCAGACGCACUCGUUGAAGGAAAGUUUCAAACUACUGGACACCACGUUAAAAUACCCCUUCAAACAGCGAAGUGGCCCCAGCUCUCGUACGGCCCCGAGAUCCCCAGCCUCCUGCGCUUCCUACAACUUUUCUUUUCUCAGUCCUCAGGGCCUCAACUUCCCAUGUCCGAAUCCACCCACUCCAUUCUGGUCAGUCUUCACGCCGCGUCCGAUAGGAACCGCCGUCGCCAGGUACAAUUUCGCAGCUCGAGACAUGCGGGAGCUGUCGUUACGGGAAGGGGACGUUGUUAGAAUCUACAGCCGGAUAGGAGGAGACCAAGGAUGGUGGAAAGGAGAAACAAAUGGAAGAAUCGGUUGGUUUCCUUCAACCUACGUGGAAGAGGAAGGAGUCCAAUGAGUUCUCCGACGCCAGAUCCGGUCCUGCCUCCUUCCGGGCGACAUGUUUCUUUGCACAAAAGACUCUGGGACUUUUCCCCUUGUUCCUUGAAACGCUCCAGCAUUCCAACCCACGAAUCGGUGCAGAUCAACAAACUCUCUUCCCUUCUUCAAUCCCACUGCUGUCCUGGGUUUGACUGGUCUUCCUCGUUGGUAUUAAUUGUAUAUAAGAUUUAUAAUUCUGACGUAUGGCAAUCGAAAUUUAAGAGGAAAUUUAUGUGGAAUGUUGGCUUCACGUAUUUUAAAAAAAAAAAAGAAUUAAAUUCUUUCCAGCCCUGGC
Molecule: messenger RNA, 3423 nt
Organism: Spea bombifrons (plains spadefoot toad)
Lineage: Eukaryota; Metazoa; Chordata; Amphibia; Anura; Pelobatidae
Gene: VAV2
Product: vav guanine nucleotide exchange factor 2
Exons: 29
Coding region: 505-3105 (866 amino acids)
Biological process (GO): regulation of GTPase activity; cell migration
Cellular component (GO): cytoplasm
Molecular function (GO): protein binding; guanyl-nucleotide exchange factor activity
Source: RefSeq, a predicted model, not a curated record